AUGCCUACCUCACCUACAGAAUCAAUACCCAACUCUUCUACUAAAGAACAACCAAUUCUACCGAAGAUGUUACCUACGGCGAAAUCACCGCACACAACACCAGCACAACUGCCACAGAAUUCCGACCACCAUCACCACCACCAGCAAACACCACCACAGCCUACAGAUGGCCAACAAUGUUCUAAUUGUGGAACUACCAAAACUCCGUUAUGGAGAAGAGCCCCAGACGGCACACUAAUAUGCAAUGCGUGUGGCUUAUAUUAUCGAUCAAAUAACACUCAUCGUCCUGUAAAUCUUAAACGGCCACCAAACACAAUAGCUGUUGUCAAAGAGGAAGAAGGUUCAUGUAAAGGUGAUGGAAGAUGUAAUGGUACUGGAGGAUCGGCUGCCUGUAAGGGAUGUCCUGCUUAUAAUAAUCGUAUAGUGGCGAAAAAAGCGUUGGAAAAAUCACCGAAAAACGAUUCAUCAAGAGCUCCUAUAGAUAAAAGUUUGAAAAGAAGUACGAGUACUGACGCUACUACUGAAGAUGAAAGCUCUCUAGCGAUUGCAUGUUUUAAUUGUGGAACAACAAUAACCCCAUUAUGGAGAAGAGAUGACGCGGGAAAUACGAUUUGUAAUGCCUGUGGUCUAUUUUAUAGGUUGCACGGAUCUCAUCGUCCAAUCAAAAUGAAACGACCCACUAUUAAACGAAGAAAAAGAAAUGUUUCGGACAAAAAAUCAAAAGAUGAGGUUCAGAUGCAUCUGUCUGAUCAAAGUCCCAUUGUUGCUUCAGACCCGAUAUCUCCGACUCCACAUAAUAAUGAGAACAAUAAUAAUGUUACAAAUAUUACCACAACAACGAAAACUCCGACAAGAUCACCUCAUUAUUAUCAACCACCACCACAAUAUCCGUAUCAACAUCAUCCAAUAAAUUCGACUACUUCAUCAGCCAUUAAUCGACUUCCUCCAAUAUCAUACCAGUCACCAUAUCAAACAGCACCGCUCUCUCAUUCACCAAUGCAAUCAUCGUCAUCAUAUUCUCCAGGAGCAUCAUCGGUAAUUCCUUCAUCAUACUAUCCGCCAUAUAGUGGAUCUGGAAGAAUACCUAAUGGACCCGGACCUGUUCCUGGUCCGCCUCCACCUCCACCACCGACGCAAUCACAACCACAUCAUCAACAAAUCACAACUUCUCCUACUUCACAGUCGUACGGCUCCUUGCGUGCUCCAAUACAUAUAACAAAGAGGGGUUAUACACCAGAAAACAUAAGAUUACCUUCUAUUCAAUUGACAUCUUCAACUUCAUCUAACAGUGAAACAAAAUUACCACCUAUAACCAAUCACUCAGAGAAAUGUUGCUCGAAUUGUGCUGGACCGAAAUCAUUAGCACCAAUGGCUAUUGAUUUUACUGCCAGUUAUAGAUUUAAUAAUAUUGAUUCACAAACUAAAUUGACUAAAGAAGAUCAAAAUGAUAGUGAGGGUGUGUCACGUGACAACGACACAAGAGAUGAAAACAAGCCAAUCAAGCAAGAAGAACAUCGGAGUGCACUUUCUAUUGGGAAGUUGUUAAAUGGAUAG
This is a messenger RNA of Candida albicans SC5314, 1554 nucleotides long. RefSeq names its product Sfu1p (gene SFU1). The coding region runs from base 1 to 1554 and encodes 517 amino acids. NCBI's taxonomy places the organism in Eukaryota, Fungi, Ascomycota, Pichiomycetes, Serinales, Debaryomycetaceae. Gene Ontology annotation, molecular function: DNA-binding transcription factor activity, RNA polymerase II-specific; zinc ion binding; RNA polymerase II cis-regulatory region sequence-specific DNA binding. The record is from RefSeq and is a predicted model, not a curated record. The transcript has a single exon. Gene Ontology annotation, biological process: positive regulation of transcription by RNA polymerase II; negative regulation of transcription by RNA polymerase II.